UUCUCAAACCACCAGCUCUCUACUCAGUUUUAAAGCCAACUAAAAUGGCGUCCAAGUUUCUCAAGCUUCAUCUUCAAACCUCCAAAAACCCGACCCCAUUCCCUACGCAGCACCACAACCACCAUUCUCAUCUUGCUUUCAUCAACUCAAAUGCCUCCCACAGGUACAAGAUCCCCUCUCUAUCAAUUCAGUCCUCCCUUUCCUCUUCCACACCUCCCUCCUCCAAAGAAGAAGCCAUCCUCCAAGCCAAAACAUGUCUUUCCACCUGCUUAGAGAAGCCUCUCAACAAUCCCAAGCUAGCAGGCAAGCUCAAGAAGCUAAAACAACCCAGGUUCCAAGUUGAAAUCCCACUCAUUGAUGACUCACAAUCAUCUCUUUCUCAACUAGCUCUUGAUAUCUUUAAAGAUAUGUCCAUCAGAAGGAAAGGUUCUUUGGUUGAGUUUUUAGUGUUUUGGCCUAAUGUAAGCUUAAAAGAAGCUGGAAUUCAAGCAUUUGAAUCAUGUCUAUUGAGCCAUAUUGAACAUAUUGACUUGGCUUCAGUUAACAGAAAUAACAGAAUUUUGAGUUCUGCUGAUGUAGCAGUUUUUCUGGCGCCAGAGCCUGCGCAGCUUGCUGUUAUAAAAACAAUAGCUGACAGUUUGUACCCAAAGCCGGUGGUGAUUUUCAACCCCAAAUGGGGUUUCGAGGAAGAGAGUGGGUUUGGUGAUUUGAAAGGGUUUGUAGGAUCUUUUGAAGUGAUUUAUUCAUUCAUGGGCUUAGAGGUUAGGGGUGUUGUGAGUAAAAGGAAAGGAAUGGUUUUCAAGUGUGUUAGAGAUGGUGUUUUGAGUGGAGAGCAAUGGGCAGUUCUUGUUGAAGAAGAUGGUGAAAUGAAGGUAGCUUCAAGGUUCAAGUCGCGGCCAGGGAUCGAGGAAGUUGAGAAUGUGUUGUAUAAUUUGAUGGCUAUCAAUUCACCUAUUACAAAAUCUGCCAAGUUCUUGAGGGACUUGGUGUCUAAUGUUACUGGAAAAAAGUAAGUGUAGUUGGAUUUCCAAGUUUGAUCUAUCAUGAUCUUUUCCCUCAUGGUUUGAGGAGUUUUAGAGCUAUCUGUUGAAUUUUUAUCAAUGCAAUUGACUGCUAGUUGUAUUGAACCUUGUGCUUCUCUGAAUUUGACUUUCAUGCUACUGUUCUAGAGUCAUUGAUAUUGAUAUUCUGUGUAUUCUGGCAUAAGAAUGUUCCUAUGCCCGCAACUCCCUCUCUGGAUAAGGAGGAUUGGUGUAAAGUAAUUAACAAAAAAUGGAAAAUGAGAAGUUCAAAAACAAGUUCAUUUCAGUUGUUUGGUGGACUAAGCUACUGCAGCAAUGGGAUCAAAAAGGAUAGGGAAGAUCGACAAAUAAACUUGUUGGUGCCUUAUAGCAAUGGAAAACAUUGCACAUGUCCUAUGUUGUUUGUUGUUUUUCCUUUGUCAUUUUGUGAGUGAAGAAAAAAAGAUAUUGUCAAAUGGACAUAUCAAGCAGUUGAAACAUACUUUGUAACUCAAAAAGUCAGCAACCUACCAUACUUGUUGGUGUUGAUGGUUGAAUGCUUGAAUUCUGAUGUUAUAGCCCACCAGCCAUAUCUGUGACCAUCAUUUCCUUUUGGGAAACAUUGGAUUAGUAUGAACAAAUAAGUACUGCAGAUUUGCUUGCUCAGUUGAUACUGUAUUAAAUUACAGGUUUGGCAGUUGCCCUGUCUAAUUCCUGAGAGAAUGGCACAAUCUUAAUUAUUUUCUUAA
Molecule: messenger RNA, 1750 nt
Organism: Theobroma umbraticum
Lineage: Eukaryota; Viridiplantae; Streptophyta; Magnoliopsida; Malvales; Malvaceae
Product: plant/protein (DUF1995)
Cellular component (GO): chloroplast
Source: RefSeq, a predicted model, not a curated record